AAAAAAAAAAAGAAAGAAACUAACCCGACCUCGUAAUCACACUUAUAUAGAAAUACAAAAAUUGACUAAGUAGUAAUAAAUCAAAACUCAUUCAAAUUGAAAUUAUUCAUUUCGCUCUAGCUUCUCAUACACUCUUCUUCUUCCUCUAAAAUCUCUCUAUAUAAACCGCCAAACCAAAUAAAACUACUUCCAUUUAUCCAUUACCUACCUGUUCGACAAAACUCCUCAAUCAACUUCCUAACGUUUCUUUAACACAGCAAACCAUGUAUGUCAUAAAGCGAGACGGGCGUCAAGAACCAGUCCAUUUCGACAAGAUCACGGCUCGAUUGAAGAAGCUAAGUUAUGCUUUGAGCCGCGAGUACUGCGAUCCUGUGCUUGUAGCUCAGAAAGUUUGCAGUGGAAUAUAUAAGGGCGUAACGACUGCGCAGAUUAAUGAGUUGGCCGCUGAAACAGCCGCUGCUUUGACUGCUAAUCAUCCCGAUUAUGCUUUGUUGGCUGCAAGAAUUGCUAUUUCCAAUUUGCAUAAGAAUACAAAGAAGUCAUUUUCAGAGACGAUUAAAGUAAUGCAUGACCAUGUUGAUAAGAAGUCUGGACAGAAGUCUUCUCUUAUUGCAGAUGAUGUUUAUGAAAUAAUUAUGAAGAAUGCUAACCGCAUGGACAGUGAGAUCAUCUAUGACAGAGACUUUGACUAUGAUUACUUUGGAUUCAAGACUCUUGAGAAGUCCUACCUUUUGAAGGUUGAUGGGAAGAUUGUAGAAAGACCACAACAUAUGUUGAUGAGGGUUGCUGUUGGCAUCUACAAAGAUGACAUUGACUCUGCCUUUGAAACUUACCACUUGAUGUCUCAGCGUUGGUUCACGCAUGCUACCCCUACCCUUUUUAAUGCUGGAACCCCUCAGCCCCAAUUGAGUAGCUGUUUUCUUGUGUGCAUGAAAGAUGAUAGCAUUGAGGGAAUUUUUGAUACUUUGAAAGAGUGUGCUGUUAUUAGCAAGUUAGCUGGAGGAAUUGGCCUUUCUGUCCAUAAUAUUCGUGCUACUGGCAGUUACAUUUGUGGGACAAAUGGGACUUCCAAUGGCAUUAUUCCAAUGCUUCGAGUGUUUAAUGACACUGCUCGCUACGUUGAUCAUGGAGGAGGCAAGAGGAAAGGUGCUUUUGCCAUAUAUUUGGAGCCAUGGCAUGCAGAUAUCUUUGAGUUUCUAGAUCUUAAGAAAAACCAUGGAAAGGAAGAACGUCGAGCUAGAGAUUUAUUCUAUGCUCUUUGGAUUCCUGAUCUCUUUAUGGAAAGAGUCCGAAGUGAUAGCAGCUGGUCUUUAUUUUGCCCCAAUGAAGCUCCUGGUUUGGCUGAUUGUUGGGGUGAAGAAUUUGAAAAAUUGUACGACAGUUAUGAAACUGAGGGCAGGGCAAAGAAGGUUAUAUCUGCUAGGCAACUCUGGUUUGAGAUAUUAAAUUCCCAAAUUGAAACUGGAACUCCUUUUAUGCUUUACAAGGAUUCUUGCAAUAGGAAAAGCAACCAGCAAAAUCUGGGCACUAUAAAAUCGUCAAAUUUGUGCACUGAGGUUAUUGAGUUCACGAGUCCAACAGAAACUGCAGUUUGCAAUCUGGCAUCUAUUGCGCUUCCACGAUAUGUGAGGGAAAGGGGGGUUCCCAUUGAGUCACACUCAUCUAAGCUGGUUGGAAGCAGAGAUGCUAAGAACCGAUAUUUUGAUUUUGAGAAACUAGCAAAGGUUACCGCAAUAAUUACUGCAAACCUUAACAAGAUUAUUGAUAUUAAUUACUAUCCUAUUGAAACUGCAAGAAGAGCAAAUGUACAACACAGGCCAAUUGGUAUUGGAGUUCAGGGUCUUGCUGAUACUUUUAUCCUGCUUGGAAUGCCAUUUGAUUCACCAGAGGCCCAACGGCUAAAUAGAGACAUAUUUGAGACCAUAUACUAUCAUGCACUACAAUCCUCGUCUGAGUUGGCUGCAAAAGAUGGCCCUUAUGAGACAUAUAAUGGGAGCCCUAUAAGCAAGGGAAUUCUUCAGAUGGACAUGUGGAGUGUAUUGCCAUCCGAUAGAUGGGAUUGGGAUGUUCUUAGGGAAAUGAUAUUGAAGAACGGAGUACGAAAUUCCCUUCUUGUAGCACCUAUGCCCACUGCUUCAACAAGCCAGAUUCUUGGCAACAAUGAGUGCUUUGAGCCUUAUACAUCCAAUAUCUACAGCCGCAGAGUUUUGAGUGGUGAAUUUGUUGUUGUAAACAAACACCUCCUUCAUGAUCUAACGGAGAUUGGUCUUUGGUCACAUUCUCUAAAAAACAAGAUAAUUUAUGAGAAUGGCUCUGUUGCAAAAAUUCCUGAGAUUCCUGAGCAGCUGAAAGCUAUCUAUAAGACGGUCUGGGAAAUCAAGCAAAAGACAUUGGUUGAUAUGGCUGUUGAACGGGGUUGUUACAUAGACCAGAGUCAGAGUCUGAAUAUUCACAUGGAGCAACCUGAUCUUGGGAAACUAACUUCAUUGCAUUUUUAUGCUUGGUCUAAGGGCCUGAAAACAGGGAUGUACUAUCUGAGAACACGUGCUGCGGCUGAUGCAAUCAAGUUCACAGUUGAUACAUCUGUUCUCAACAAUGAAAAUGAUAAUAAGACAAACAAUGAUGUCAAUACUGAUAUGGCACAAAUGGUAUGCUCACUGGAUAAUCAAGAAGAAUGCAUGGCUUGUGGCAGUUGAAAUUCAGAAGUUUGGUCAUAUUAUGGUAUCAACCAAAUUUUGUAUUAAAGGACUUUGAAGCUUGAACCAUCUAAAGUAAUAUACUGUAAGUGUACACGAUCCAUCCUCUUUAGGAGUGCGUAUAGCUGUUUUAGUCUAAGUGUUAAUCGAUCAUGUAAACCAGGGAGUUCCAAAUGGCUAGUAACAUUUUGUGCCAAAGUACACGGCUAGCAAUAGAGAGUUCUGAAUCAGAGAACUAACAAAAAUGUUUGUAGACAGCAUGUACUUAUUUAUUAAUUUCUAAUAUCAAGUAACAUCAACCAGUUUUUGCUGUCUUCUUUUGCA
Messenger RNA from Jatropha curcas, 3020 nucleotides. Its product is annotated as ribonucleoside-diphosphate reductase large subunit. The record is from RefSeq and is a predicted model, not a curated record. Gene Ontology annotation, biological process: deoxyribonucleotide biosynthetic process. Gene Ontology annotation, molecular function: ATP binding; ribonucleoside-diphosphate reductase activity, thioredoxin disulfide as acceptor. Gene Ontology annotation, cellular component: ribonucleoside-diphosphate reductase complex. NCBI's taxonomy places the organism in Eukaryota, Viridiplantae, Streptophyta, Magnoliopsida, Malpighiales, Euphorbiaceae.